AUGAUACAACUUAGAUCCAAACAAAUCGGAUUAUGCAGCUUUGAACGGUUAUUUACAAACCACGCACGGAUUGGUCAAGUAGCAUGGGAGGGUCACGCACCCCUUAAGGGGGCUGAACGGAGGAAGCUACCCCUGGGGAUGAUGACCAUGGACAAUAUUGGAAAAAACAAACUGCUUUACUUAAUGAAGAAUAUGCAACUGGUGAACCUAACGGAGAAGGAAAUCCUGAACACCAUCUCAAAAUUACUGAGUAAUUACACGAACGAAAUGACAACAUGCGAGAUGGGAUUUAUCAUACACACCUUCUGUAAGUUGAAGUUCGCUAAGUAUUCUUUGUGUACAAAAAUUGUGAAAUCAAUUAUGAGUAGGAAGCCUGUGUUUAAUGACAUGAGGACGUUGACUCAGCUACUUAUCGAUCUACACAGGAUGGGUUCGAUCGAUUUUAAUAUCAUAACAUUCCUCACGCAACAUUAUGUUAGAGGUUCUCUUCGUAUGUUUUCUCUUUUCGAUCUGUCCAUGAUUUUGUAUGUAUACAACAAGCAUGGUUACAACGAUAGGGAGACGGUUCGCGAGAUUUGCGCCGUCAUCGAGGGGUUUUUCAUGCCGAUAGUGAGUCAGGACAAAGGCGUCCUGACCACCAUCCUGCUCAGCCUCUCCAUGCUGCAGCUGAACCGGGACCUGUACACCAACCUGCUGCACCAGCAUGUCCUUAAAAAAUACAACCAAUUUGAAGCCAAGUAUCUGUGUAAUAUCGUUUACUCCGUGGCUCUGUGGUUGGUUGGAGAUUGUGAGCAGGUCGAUUUGUUAAAAGGGGAGUCCAACCAGCUGCUGCGUGACCCCUCGAUUGAUGUCCUACAGGAGGUACUGCGAGACGUCACGGAGCUGCUGCUGCAAAAUGUGAACGUGUUGAAGAACGAGGAGCUCAAGCAGAUCCACAUAGUGCUGUACCUCCUGAGGGAACUCGGGGGGGACUACGAACAAGCCAUAAACGUGAUCGAAAGAAAAAAAAUAAAGAACACAUUAACAGUGUCCAAGAUGCAGAAGCAGUUGGAGAAGCUGCUCAAAGAAAUGGGUCUUAAGGCAGACCGCGAGUUCCCCGUGGGCCCCUACGUCCUGGAUUUCGUUUUGCAGAAAAAGCGGACCUGCAUCGAAGUCAAUGGGUUCACGCACUACUACACCUUUGGCGGGGAACUGAACGCGAAAAGCAGGUUGAAGUACUACAUCCUUCGUAGGCUCAACUGGAAAGUCCUCACGGUAGAGUACACAAGCUGGAAGAACAAAUCCAAGGAGGAUAAAAUGGAGUACCUGGAGAAGAACGUCCUGAGCAGGAUUGGCUGA
Messenger RNA from Plasmodium cynomolgi strain B, 1338 nucleotides. RefSeq names its product RAP protein. The record is from RefSeq and is a predicted model, not a curated record. The transcript has 6 exons. Lineage: Eukaryota; Apicomplexa; Aconoidasida; Haemosporida; Plasmodiidae. Bases 1 to 1338 code for a protein of 445 amino acids.